CUCGACCUACUAGUAAAAGUUGGGUAGAGUACGGCUGAGGAGAUCUCAUGACGUGCGGCACUCGUCAUAUACUUUGUCGAGUAAAGAAAAUAAACCGGAACAAAGAAACCGAAGAUAGUCGAAGUUGCUGUCUCCAACAUCCUACGGUCCUUUUGGAAAUUCACCGACCCUCAUCGCCUGUCUGUACCACCUCACCGCCACCCCGCCUCUCUAAUGCUGGGUAUUGCCAUUUGACUCUUGCUAAUAAAUUGAAGCGUUGAAGCUUCCUUCCUUCAUUGCCAAUUGAAUCUCAACUCCUUUGAAAAUGAUGUUCAACUUUAGUUUGUUGUUGUUUUCCCUAGCCCUUGUGGCCAGCACAAUUGGUGUACCAGAUACACAAGCAGAGGACUUCUCGGUCCUAGACAAAUCAAAUUAUAAAUGGAAUGAGUCAACCUGGUCCUUGACAACUGAGAAGUUUCGUCCAGGUCAAUACCAAUCACGUCUUUCUCUUUCCAACGGGUAAGCAUCGAUUCGAUUCUACCAAACACAGAUAUAGAAUUAAUAAUUUCACCAGGUACCAUGGAGGAUCGCUCGCCGCAAUCGGACCCUUCUUUGAACGUGAAGUAAACCAGACGGAUCCAGAUGGAAAGCAACCAACGAACGGUUGGCCUCUAUUCACAGACCGAAUAUCUUUCUACACCAUCUCGGGGUUCUACGGCAUCCAGCCCAAUGGGUCUGGUACGAAUUAUCCGGAAUUAAAUGAGAAUGGAUGGGAGAGUUUUAUUUCCGGACUCCCUCAUCCCACCUCUGUUUUGUUUUCCUUUGGAGGUCAUACUCUUGAUGCUACAGUCAACAGAUCGGCCAUUUCGAAUUUCGCUUCUACGGUCUCGUUCAAGACGGGUGUUGGAGAAUGGUCUUUCACUUGGAGUCCCGACAAUUGCACAUCUUCCUUCAACGUCACUUAUCAGACUAUAUUCAGUAGAGAGAGAGCCAAUGUUGCAGCUGUCAAAGCCAACAUAACCUCGACAAGUGAUAUCAAUGGAACCGUCACGGAUUUGCUCGAUGGGAGAAGUGCGGUCCGAACUGAUUUUAAUGAGAAGGGAUUGAGUGACAAUGGUGUUAUUUACACUUCUGUGCAUCCUACGGGUUUACCUAAUAUCACUGCUUACAUUGUUUCCGGUCUCAAUGUCUCAAAUCCGUGGACAGAUACUGCUUCACGAGCUCCAGCAAGCGGGCCAAAUAUCCCACUCUACAAUUCGACAAUCGGGCAGAGCUACGCAAUUAGUCUCAAAGCUGGACAGACCGUGGAGUUCUUCAAGUAUGUUGGUGUAGCAUCGACUGACAAAUUUACCGAUGCCAAAACCACUGCUCAAACCGAACAAGCCCGGGCACAGAGCAGUGGUUGGGACGCACUUCUUCAAGAACAUAUCACGAGCUGGUCCAACAUCAUAUCUACCGACUCUGUGGACGACUUUACAGACCCAACGACAGGAGCAUUGCCCACCGACCCCGAUAUCUUGGCUUUGCACAUCCAAUCCAAAGCAAACUCAUAUUAUUUGCUUCAAAGUCUCCAACCAGAUGGUAGUGGAUUGAACGAUAAUAGCAUCUCGGUUGGCGGUCUUCCUUCGAAUAGUUACGCUGGACUCAUCUUUUGGGAUGCGGAUUAUUGGAUGUCUCCUGGUCUCAUUCUUACUCAUCCGAAUUGGGUAAAGCAGAUUGCCAACUUUCGGGUGAAGCAACAUCAGCAAGCUCUGGAUAAUGCGGCCUUUAAUAAGUAUCCGAAUGGGAGUUCGUUGUAUUCUUGGACUGCGGGUCGUUAUGGGAAUUGUACUGGGACUGGGCCUUGUGUGGAUUAUGGUAAGAUCUCUUCUUUUCCGCGGACUCUUUCGUGUUUUUUGUUGGGAAAAUUAAGAGGGAGCGUUUUCUCUGUGUCUGCUUAGGGGUUGUUAUAUUUACAGUAAGUAGCAAUGCUAACAAUUCGCAGAGUACCACCUCAAUUACGAUAUCACUGCUAAUAUCCUACAACUUUAUAAUGUCACGGACAACAAGACAUGGCUUGAUAACGGCCCAAGAAAAGUUCUUGAGAGCACAGCGGUCAUGACCAACCAUUUGUUGACCUACAACACAACCACAAAGACGUAUUGGAUCAAAAACAUGACCGAUCCCGACGAGUACGCAAAUAACAAGGACAAUGGAGUUUUCACCAUCGCUUCAGCAUCCGAUCUCCUGAAGCAAACGAACUCGCUGCGAAGUCGAGACGGUCUCCCCAUCAAUGAGACAUGGCAGGACCUAAGCGAGCAAAUUGCUUUCCCUGUGGCGGCUUCAGGCAUUUCUAAAGAGUAUGAGACGAUGAACAACUCAGUCAAAGUGAAGCAAGCAGAUGUGGUACUUCUGAACUUCCCUCUGAAUUACAUGCAAAACUACAGCACGGAGGCCAAACUCAAAGACCUCGAUUACUACUCGAACAAACAAUCAGCCGAGGGUCCAGCGAUGACAUACUCAAGUUUUUCCAUCAACGCAAACCAAUUAUCACCCUCUGGAUGCGCAGCCUAUCCAUACUUCCUUGCAGGUGUACUUUCAUACUCUAGAGGUCCAUGGUUUCAAUUCUCGGAACAGUCAGUUGACGAUGUCAAGACGAACGGCAACCAAAACCCAGCUUUCCCAUUCUUAACAGGACACGGGGGCGCGAACCAGGUCGUCCUCUUCGGUUUCUUGGGCGUACGAACAGAUCAAAGACUCUUAUUCCUCGACCCUUCCCUCCCGCCUCAAAUCCCACACAUCAAAGUCCGAAACUUCCACUACAAAGGCGUCACCCUCUCCGCCUCCAUGAACAACACCCACACAAAACUCACUCGUCUCACCACUCCCCCCGCAGUAGGCGUCCCCGACGCCUACGCCAACACCAGUUUCCCCUUCAUCCUCGGUUCCCCUGCGAACCCAGAAAACACACACACCUCCUACACCAUCGCACUCAACCAAACCCUCGAGCUCCCAAAUAGGUUAUACUGGCAAAACCUCACAGUACCAGACAACCUCCUCCAAUGCCUCCCCGUGACUUCCCCAUCCCCCUACGUCCCCGGCCAGUUCCCCUCCGCCGCCACCGACGGCGCAACCGCCACGCGCUGGCAACCCGCCAGCAACCACACCGCCGAGCUGCUCAUCAACAUGACCACCAUCCCACCGCAGCCCAUUCGAGGGAUCUACUUCGACUGGGGCGCGCGCCCGCCCGUCAAAGCGACGGUGUACCUGGGGAACAUGACGGAUGGGGAGCUGGUGGUGAAUCGCGCGACGGCGUUUGUGGUGCGUGAUGUGGGGGUUGAGAGGCCGUUUAAUGCGUCCGAGGCGUUGGCGAGUGGUGAUGAGAUUGUGCCGGUGGUGGGGAAUACGACGAGGUAUUUGGAUGUUGGGGGCGCGUGGACGGGGGGGUUUGCGAUGCUUGCUGUGGAGGGGUGUAGGGAGGAGGACGGGGUUGGGGCUACGGUUGGGGNCGACGAGGUAUUUGGAUGUUGGGGGCGCGUGGACGGGGGGGUUUGCGAUGCUUGCUGUGGAGGGGUGUAGGGAGGAGGACGGGGUUGGGGCUACGGUUGGGGAGUUUGUGAUUUUGAAGGCUUGA
Molecule: messenger RNA, 3592 nt
Organism: Hymenoscyphus albidus
Lineage: Eukaryota; Fungi; Ascomycota; Leotiomycetes; Helotiales; Helotiaceae
Source: the annotation of a GenBank genome assembly